Molecule: messenger RNA, 757 nt
Organism: Capsaspora owczarzaki ATCC 30864
Lineage: Eukaryota; Filasterea; Ministeriida; Capsasporidae
Product: phosphomevalonate kinase
Exons: 4
Coding region: 95-745 (216 amino acids)
Biological process (GO): cholesterol biosynthetic process; isopentenyl diphosphate biosynthetic process, mevalonate pathway
Cellular component (GO): cytoplasm
Molecular function (GO): phosphomevalonate kinase activity
Source: RefSeq, a predicted model, not a curated record
GAUUGUCAGCUUUUCGGCUUUCAGCCUUUCCAGCUUGUGAAUUUUUUUCUUCCAACUGUUUUCCCCCAAUAGCAUUACACAUCUCUUGUCGGGAAUGUCAGCUGGACCGCGACUGGUGAUUGUGCUGAGUGGCAAGCGAAAGAGCGGCAAAGACUAUCUGAGCGACCAGCUCGUUUCCCGGCUCGAGCAACACGCGUCAUCAGCGACUGCGCAAGACAAAGCAGCAGCUACAUUGACAUCGACGGGUACUCCAAGCGCUGGAUUGGUGCGCGUCGUGCGACUGUCGGGUCCGCUGAAGGAGCAGUACGCAAAGGAGCACAAUUUGGACUUUCAAGAGCUGCUUGCGGCAUCACAGUACAAGGAAACGUAUCGCGCAGAUAUGAUCAAAUGGGGCGAGGCAAAGCGCAAUGCCGAUCCGUCAUUCUUUUGUCGCACUGCAACUGCUGGCGCGGACACUUUUCAGAUUUGGAUUGUGUCUGACGCACGAAGAGCCUCCGAUCUUGAUUACUUCCGAACUGCAUUCGGAUCCCGCUGCUUUGCUGUUCGUGUUGUUGCUUCCGACGCAGCGCGAGAGUCACGAGGCUACGUCUUUACUGCUGGCGUCGAUGAUGCAGAGAGCGAGUGUGGCCUGGACGGCGCUGCAUUUGAUCUCGUUGUGCGCAACGACGGCGAGCAAGGCACGCUGCAAGCGGGCAUCGAUGCGCUUGUGAAAAUGGCAUUGGAUGCAUGUUCAAUGAAUGCAUAGUCCUUUUUUUUC